CAAUCUGCCGACCUUUCCUAAUAUCCGAAAAAGAAGGAAUCUGCCUGCUUUCCCAUCAAUCCUUAUCCACUAGCAAAUUUCAGAAGCAGAAUGAAAAAUUUUUUAGCCCAGCUCUCUUUGCUGAUCUUUCUAUUCAUUAGCGCAACUGAAGCAAGAAAAAACCCACAAAUAUGUUCAUCUUCCUGCGGAGAUAUCCAUGACAUCAGCUACCCUUUCCGCCUGAAGGAAGAUCCAGCUGGCUGUGGUGAUCCUGAUUUCCAACUAUCUUGCAAGAACAAUAAGACCAUCUUGAAUUUCCAUGGAGGGUUAUACUACGUGAAGAGAAUUUCCUAUGACGAACGCACAAUUCGUGUUGCUGAUGUUAACUUAGCCAGUGGAAGCUGCAGUCUUCCUAACAGAUCAUUAUCAAUGCAGGAAGUGCUGAUGGAUGCUCGGUAUCCAGGACUGGCUGAUUACAGUUACUCGUAUGCUUUAAAUUUUGUUCGGUGUUCCAACAAUAUCAGCGAUCUGGCUAAGAGCAGAGCACCCUGUCUGAGCGGAAAUACAUCUCAUGUUUAUGUCAAUAUAUCUCGGGACUCUGUAUACUCGUAUGAUGUUCCAAAACCCUGCAAGGUCAUUUCAACUGUCCCAGCAUUCUAUGAAAAUAUGGUGCAGAACCUUUCUUAUGAAACAGCCUUGAAGAUGCAGGAAUCAGGGUUUGACAUGAGAUGGUCGGUUGAGUGUAGAGAUUGCAGGGCAAAGGGUCGUGGCUGUGUCAAUAAAUUUAAUACAGCCAAUAUCUUCCAAUGCGAAGAGGAAUAUGAUUACGACGCUAUAGUUGGAUUGGUGUACUCUCUUUUUGCUGCAGUGAAUCUGGCUGAAAUAAUUGGUGCAGUCAGAUUCAUCCUCCUUCCACCGGUUAUAUUUGCUUUCCUUCUCCACACAUACUUCUCUAUGAGAAAGAAGAUUGAUGUCAGGGAAAAAUCUUCACAGACUGACCAGAGUCGUGGAAAGGUUACAAGGAACAUUGAAAAUCAUCUGGAAAUGCCUCCUAAGCCUGUCUUAAUUUCUGCUCAAGAUAACUGUGUAAUGGCUCCCGAGUCAGAUUCUCCAAAAGAGAUACUAAUACCUGAGUCAAUGGAGAGGAGCUCAUAGAGACACCAAGCAUUUUUCUAGUACUAUUCCUUCAACUCGCUAUUGUAAUUGACCAUCAACGCCUGUUCGUACAUUCCUUUUUGUUCUUCCUUGCAAAUGAAAAUUUUACCUGUCUCAGCUGGUUUUCUAGUAGAAAACUAAGCUUGCAUCUUUACACUGUAUGUAUAUGUUCUUUGCAACUCUGUGUAAUGAAAUUCACUACCAGCAAGAGACUGUUGAGAUGAUUCUGCUAAGGGAUUAAAUUUACAUA
Molecule: messenger RNA, 1384 nt
Organism: Theobroma umbraticum
Lineage: Eukaryota; Viridiplantae; Streptophyta; Magnoliopsida; Malvales; Malvaceae
Source: RefSeq, a predicted model, not a curated record